Molecule: messenger RNA, 1404 nt
Organism: Adineta steineri
Lineage: Eukaryota; Metazoa; Rotifera; Eurotatoria; Adinetida; Adinetidae
Source: the annotation of a GenBank genome assembly
AUGGGUACAAAUAAUUCCAAAGAAAAUCCGAACUUAAUAUUGUCAAAUAUUGAUAAUAAUCAUACGCAGCAAACAUCAAUCAAGAAUAAAAGAUCAAUAAUUAAUAAGAAUAAGAAAAAAACAAUAAAUUAUUGCGGAUGGCAAGAAAUUUGUCGAUGUACACAUGCGGAUUGGCUUCAUGGAAAUGCUGAAUUAUUUGGUUUUGUUCAACAUAAAUUUAUUUGUAAUUCAGAACUUCAUAGUAUAUGUGCUCCAGGUUUUUGUUCGGAAUCAUUAUCACGUAAACUUCAUAAUGGUUCUUAUCGAUCAACAACAAAAAAUUUUCAAUCGACAACAUCAAUAAAAAGUAAAAAAUUACGUGAACAUUUUGAAUACAAUCAUAUACCAGCAAUGAUUAGUUCAUUACAAAAUUUUUCUGUUCAUGGAAUUAUUAAUGGUUGUUCAGAUCAUGGUGAUACAAUUAUGUUAUUAAUUUAUUCGAUUGUUUUAGAAAAAACAAAAUUUAUUAUUGUGGAUUUAAAAUUAAAUCGUUAUAUUUGUGCAUUAGGUGAUGAUUAUAAUGGUUUAAUUGACGCGAAGAAAGUUCAUGCAGCUUGGUCUAUGGAUAGAACACAAGUUAUUAUACGUACACCAAUUACUGGUGGAACAGCUGCAUUAGAUUUUUAUAAAAUUGUAAAAAAAGAAGCGAAAUUAUAUCGUCGAAUUGUUCCAAUUGAUAUCAAUACUCAAUUUCAAUUUUGUCCAAAUUAUUGGUCAUCUCGUUUAGCUCUAUAUACAUAUUCAACUGAAGCAACACCAACAUCAUUAAUUAAUUUUAAUAUUAACUCAUUAUCACCUAGUGGUUCAAAUAAAAUUCAAAGUCAAACCAUUCCAUUACAUCAACAACUCACUGGUUCAUAUUUAUAUUUAAUGAAUGUACAUACAUGGUCAAUUUCUAAAAAUCAAAAUAUUAUAAUUGAUGAUACUUUUCGUCUUUUAUCAAUUUCAUAUACACCUGAUAGUGUAUAUUUAAUAUUAACAUUUGUAGAUAAUCUAUGUCAUUGUGGACAAACAUUACCUAUUAGUUAUUUUGAUAUAUAUCAAUCAAAUACUCUUCAACGUCUUCAUCGUAUACAUACACAACUUGUAUCACAUAUAUGUCCUUGGCAUAUGUGUCGAAAUAUUUUAACACCAAUUUAUUCUGUUUCAUCAUCACGUAUGGCAUUUUGUACAACAAAAAAUAAUGGCGGUCGUGAAUUACAAAUAUCAGUUAUUGUUUUACCUAAUGAACUUAAUUUAAAAUCUAUUUGUCGUCGUAUGAUUAUUCAUUAUUUAAAUGAAUUCAAUGGGAAAAUUGAAGAUAUUACAAGUGAACUUCCAUAUCGUCUCAGUCAAUAUAUUCAAUAUCGGCCAGAAUAUCAAUAA